Messenger RNA from Oryzias latipes (Japanese medaka), 3896 nucleotides. The record is from RefSeq and is a predicted model, not a curated record. NCBI's taxonomy places the organism in Eukaryota, Metazoa, Chordata, Actinopteri, Beloniformes, Adrianichthyidae.
CGGCGUUGAUGAAUGUUCAGGUUCGUUGAAUUUAGAAAACAGAGAAGUUUCACUGAAGCUUUCCUGUGAAUCUGGGAUGAAUAAUCCCAACAGGAUGAAGAAUUUUCCAGAUCAGAUGCAGAAACUUUCUCAGGAUCAGAGGAAGUGGUUUUAUUGUGAAAAGACUUCCAGCUUUUCCUGUCUUCCUGCAGCUUCAGGAACUUCCUGCUGGUGGUGUCAGACCUCCAGCUUCAGGUUUGGAGUUUCAGUCGAAGCCGUUUUCAGCAUUGGGGCGUGACCCCGGCUCCGUUUCUGGGUGGGGGCUCCUGGUCCUUCCUGAGCACGGGCCCCCACCUCCGGAGGUCAGCAGGAGUUCAGGUUCCUCCUGAGAGGAGGCCGUAAACUUUGAAUUAUGGCAAACCAGGAAUGUCUUCAUUCGGAAAGCAACAGCCCCUUCAGGGCUGACAGGGCCCGGGGCCCCCGGGGGCCACACCCUGCAUUCCUUUGCUUUUCUCACAAACGGCCCUUUAAAAGCGGGCGUCUCCCCAGAGGGGGGUCUGGGACAGUUGUGGGAGCUCCAGACUCCUCCCCCCGCUCCUCUUUUGUUUCUCCAGACGACACGCCUCUGCUGAGUUUAGAUAAGACCUCACCUGCCACACCUGUGGGGGGAGGGGGGGUUACAGCUGCAGCCCCGCCCCCCAGGCUGCAGUAAAACAGACAGACACAGCAUCUUCAGCUCAGACCUUCAUCCUCCUCAUCCUCGGACGGCUGCAGGUAAGGGCAGCAGGUGCAGCUCCUCCUUCCUGUUCUCCUGAUCCAGAACGUCUGACCGAGGUGUUGAUGCAGAACCUGCAGAACCUGCAGAGGAGGUUCUGCUGACCUUCAGGGUUCACAUUUUCCAAACAUCGGACUCCCGGUCCCCAGAAACCCAUUGCUGUUCUGAUCCAACUGGAGGUCAAACAUGGCGCCCUCCCCCUUCACCAUGCUCCUCCCCUUCCUGUGGGCGGUGCUUCACCUGACAGGAGCCCAGCAGACGUUCAGCUCCUCGUCCCAGCUGGACAUCAGCGCCUGUCCCAUCACCUUCUAUGGGAAGACCUACCGACAGUUCUACGUGAACUUCACCUCUGAGAGCUUCGUGGUGUGCUUAGGAGGGUUCUACAGCCCCGGAGGCCCCCAGGACUGCCUCCUGGUGACCCCGCCCGACUCCCAACGCGCCUCCCUGGAGGUCAAAAAGCGGAUUCCCCUCAUGGAGAUGAUCCUCCACAGGAACCUGCCGAGCAUCCAGAGCAGGAUGGACUGCUUCGCCGGGUUCUCCCUGCAGCACGGCGGCCAGUCGACCAGCUUGGCUCUGGUCAGCUUUGGGAGGCUGUCGGCGCUGUACCUGUACACCACUGCAGCUGGAACCGUGGCCGUGGAUGUUCAGCUCAGCGGAACCAGAGUCCGGACUGUGACGGUCACCAACACUCCUGGAGACAAACAGAUCCGAGGAUACCUGGACACCAGCGGAUGCUUCUACUCAGGUGUCAUCUACUCACCUGGAAGUCAGGUGAACUCCCCAGAGACCUGCCUCUUCCUCAACUGCAGUGAGGAUCUCGGUCUCCAGGUUUCUGCCUGUGGUCCACUGGAGCGUUGUCAAGGCAACGGCAGCUGCAUAGAGGCCCCCCCCCAAACCCCAAUGCCGCGCCGGACCUGCACCGUGGUUGGUCCCGCGGUCUUGGACGUCCACGGGCAGAUGAGGUUGGUGGAGGACCGGUGCUCCUACGCCCUGCUGUCGGCUCCUGACCUCCAGAUCGUGGCGACGUUUCAGGAGCGGCGCCGCAAAGACGUGGGCUUCCUGGACGGCGUGAUCCUGCAGUUGGGCAGGUCGGACGUUCACGUCAGCCUGGACCCGGGCGGGAGGAUCAGGCUGAACAACCUGACGAUGGUCCUCAACGGCUCCGCCCAGAGGGUUUAUGGCGUGGAGGUGUCUAAAGACCGGACGGGAGUCACGGUCCAAGUGUCGCGCUCCAACCUCACCGCAUCCGUCUUCUUUAACGGGGACUCUGUGCAGCUCCACCUAGAGGGACCGGCCGUUCCAUCGCUGGGGGGUCUGUGUGGAAACUCCAGCGGGAUUUUGGGUCAACUGAGGCCUCCUGAGUUCAGCUCCACCGGCUGUGAGACGCGGUACAGCGACGCUGUGGACGCAUCCAUCAACUGCACAUUGAUGGCUGAACGCUGUAACGUCCUGAAGGGGGCGCCCUUCUCCUCCUGUGACACGGACCCUGAGCCUUUCAUCACCGCCUGCAGGGACGUUUUGUGUAAAUAUGGCGAUCUGGAUGGACUCAGGUGUCAGUUCCUGGAGGUCUACGCUAGAGCCUGCAGCCUGAGCAGCGGCGCCGCCCUGGAGGGCUUGAGGUCCAGAGCCGAGUGCUCGCCCCCUAUGGGCCUCUGUCAGGACAGGACCUGCGGUCCCAACGAGUUCUGCUCUGAGACCGGGCCGGCCGGACAACCGCGCUGCCUCUGCCGGGCUCUGUUUGCCUCUGAGUACCUGGAGAGAAACACUCUGGGCGGUUCCACCGUCUGCAGGCAGAACUCUGCGUCUCUUUCUCUGGUCGGGUGUCUCCUGGAGGACAAAGGCAUCGACUACACCCAGCUGCACCUGAACGACCCCGCCUGCAAGGGGCAGAUGAACGAGCAGACCCGCAUGGUGACCUUCAGCUUCAACAGCAGCAGCUGUGGGACAGAGGUUCUGACCAACAGCAGUCAUGUGAUCUUCAAGAACACCAUCCGGGGUCAGAACGUCUCCUCUGACGUCACACGCUACACUCAGUUCCACAUGGACUCCUCCUGCGCUCAGACCCAACCGGAUGUUCAGACGGUGGCCUUCAGCGUCCGUGGCAGCACCGUGGUCCAGCUCGCCACAUCUGGAUCCUGGAACUACACGCUCACCCUGGAGGCCUUCACUGACGCCGGGCUCUCACAGGCGGUGCAGUCGAGCACCGAGCUGCAGCUCAACCAAAGGAUCUGGGUGGAGCUCCGCACUCAUGGUCUGGAGGAAACCACCGUUGUCAUGGUGAUGGACUCCUGCUGGGCGACCGACAACGGCACCUCCAUAUACGAGCUGAUCCAUAACGGGUGUGCCAACCCCGCCGACCGGACGGUGCAGGUGGAGAGAAAUGGACAAACGGCGUCCAGCGUCUUCUCUUUCAAGAUGUUCAGCUUCUCUGAGAGUUCUGGAGACGUCGACCUGACCUGCAGACUGAAGCUGUGCUUCAGACGGGAGGAGAGCUGCUCACCUGAAUGCAGCAGAUCUCUGACACGCAGAUCGGCCCGGUCCAAUCACAGAGGUGCUGCUGCCUCCAUCCUGGACCCAUGAGGUCAAGCUGGUCCAGAGACACGAAGGUUCUGUUCAGAUCGGAGAUCUGCUCGUUCUGAGAACAGAACCACGACGUUGUGAGGAGAGGAGGAGUCAAAUGAAGAACAAAAACCUGAACAUGAACGCUGCAGAAAAGCUGUGAGGAUGAUGAAGGUCCAGGAAGAGGAUGCUGGUGCUUUCUGGAGGAUGGAGCUCGUUUAGGAAUGUGAUUGACUAUGAUCCUCUUCAGGUUCUCAGACGUUCUCUGGUCUCUGCUGCAACAUUCCAUUCUGACAUUCAGGGUUUAUGCUUCAGGACACAGGAGGAGUCUCUUUAGAUAGACUCCCUCUGAGCUUUAACUUCAGUGUCUCAUUGUGUGUAUGUUCAGUUUUGGGCUGUGGGGGGUCAGAUGGGUGGAGGGGGGCACAGAACACAGAUUGCCUGGUUGAAGGUUGGGUUCCACCAGGUUCCCUACAGUCGUGGUUUUCUGAUCACCACUAGUUCUGGUUUCCAUCGUGGAUGUUUUGGUUGGAGUUUGCUUGUUUUUGUCGUCUUUCAUAAAGUUUUGGUUUGAUCUCCUGCA